UCGUAGUUCCGGCUGCCGGCGCAGACGGAACAAAGUGUCCGGUUCCGUGCGGAGCUCCUCUUCGGUCCGUGUGAAGCUCUCAGCAGAAGAUGGGGGAGGCGGACGUGACACUGACUCAGACCGACGAGAAGCCUCCCGACUCGGCGCUGGUUCCCGGGGAGGACUCGGUGGUGUGGAGCCACGAGGUGGAGGUCUGCCUGUUCCACGCGAUGAUCGGACACAAACCCGUCGGUGUGAACCGUCACUUCCACAUGAUCUGUAUCCGAGACAAGUUCAGUCAGAACAUCGGUCGCCAGGUCUCCUCCUCCGUCAUCUGGGACCAUCUGGGGACCAUGUACGACAUGCAGGCUCUGCACGAGUCUGAGAUAUUGCCAUUUCCAAACAAUGAGAAGAGUUUCUCUCUGCCUGAUGACAUCAUCCAGGAAGUAAAAGAAGGUAAGCUCGGCUCAGAGGAGGAGACCAAAGAGGAGUUCAGGAUGGAGAGAGAACCGCCAGCGACACACGAAGAAGGAAGUAACUCGUCGGUGAAGAUGUCGGAGCGAACGAGCAGCAGCCGGGACAAGGAGAGAGAGCGAGACAAGGAGAAGGGAGGGAGUGAAGGCGGGGGAGGAGGAGGAGGCGGAAGUGGUGGUGGAGGAGGAGGUGGAGGAGGAGGAGGAGCCAAGGAGGCAGAGAAGAGGAAGAGGAGCCGAGCUGCCGAGAAACUGCUGUCGUCUUCCAACCCUGCGAGUCCGGGAGGAGUAAAGAGGAGACGCACCUGAGGGACGGACGAAGAGAGAGAGAGAGACAGAAGAGAUGAGUGUGAGAGAGAGGAAGAGAGAGAGAGAGAGAGAGAGAGAGAGAGAGAGAGAGAGAGAGAGAGAGAGCGCGUGUGUAGGAUGAAAAGUUAACAAGUGAGGAAGGGGCCGGCAAACCUGCAAGCUUUAUGUCAGGUGACGAUGUGCUGUCCGAUCUGCGCGUCAUGCCAACAGGAACCAGCCGGCGUGAUGUUGUCAUGUGGAGAGAAAAAAACAUUUACGUGGCCUCUGAUUGGCUGCGACCUGCCCGUCAAUCAACAUCUGCCGCUUUGCCUCGCAGCAGCUCUUCGUCAUUUGAUCAGAGUGGGCGGAAGUGACUCGUCUGGAUGCCGCAGCCCUCCAUUUUUUUAAUUUAGUAUUUUUAUUAUAUUGUUGUGUUAGAGAAGGAAGACGGUGGGGGUCCCCCCCCCCCCUCCAUGUUUUAAAAUCAGACCUUUCUUUUUUUAGUUUCCGUUUGAUUCGCUCAGUCUGACUCACUCGCAGCAAUAACUGAACCUGGGAGACGCCAGGGCGUUGAAAUAUGAAAUAUAUAUCGCCUAAAUGAAAACGGAAGCAAUGUCAGCAUCAUCCUGACGGACAAUAAUUCUGUCACUUAUUAUUCAACCAUAACUUUUAGGUUGCAUAUGAAAGUUCACAGUGUUUAUACUCGGUAACAUUUACAUUUGUUGUAUGUUUGGUUUUCCAACUUAGGCGAAACCUGCUGUCGACCCUCAGGUCGAUUAAACGUUUGAAAGCAUUAAAGACUUUAAAUUAUUUCUCCACAGGUGAACUUUACUCUCUUGCAACAACUACACAUCAGGGCAGGGCAAAAAUCAAUGCAGCAGAAGUGUUGUUUACUUUUAUUCCAUACCAUGACUGUACAUAAAGAUGGACGACGCGUCUGCACUUCCUCA
Scophthalmus maximus (turbot) is the source of this 1690-nucleotide messenger RNA. It is a transcript of the gene mrgbp, whose product is annotated as MRG/MORF4L binding protein. Gene Ontology annotation, cellular component: nucleus; NuA4 histone acetyltransferase complex. The transcript is spliced from 5 exons. The record is from RefSeq and is a predicted model, not a curated record. The coding region runs from base 90 to 761 and encodes 223 amino acids. Lineage: Eukaryota; Metazoa; Chordata; Actinopteri; Pleuronectiformes; Scophthalmidae. Gene Ontology annotation, biological process: regulation of transcription by RNA polymerase II.